AUGACACUUCUCGCCACCCUCAGGAGGGAUCCACCGCGGCUGGAGCCGGGCCAUGUCGUGGCGUACGACUACCUGCACAGCGGCGAGCACUGGCAGUGGACACUUGGCACGGUGGUGUCGCUCACGGAAUACACCGCCGUCGUGGAGCAGUGGGGCAUCCACGAGGGUAAUCAUGACACACUGAAGAGCGUAAUAUCGAACGAGGUCGCGAAGGAGAUGAAACGUAUGAAAAUCUUCCAGGACCAGCUCUCCGCCGCGCGUGACAAGCUGGCUGCCAUCCGCAGCGAGAACGAAGACCGCGUGUCCGCCGCACGGUCUGUCUUCGAUGCGGCAAGGGAAGACGUGGAGGGCGUUGACGAGGUGCACAUGCGCGAGGUGACAGCGCUGGCGCGGCCGUCACCGGUGGCGGUGGCGGUGCUGAAGGCUGUGCUUGCGGUGGCGAAGAACGACCCAACCAUCAAUGACUGUCUCGCGUGGAACGACAUACAAAUGGAGUAUCGCAAGCCGGACGCCGUCCUGUCACUCAUCCACGCCGACAUCGCCGGCCACGUGUAUCCAGCAGCUGAGACGAUUUUCGCAACGCUGGGCGAAGCGCGCUUCUCGUCUGUCGUAGCUGAGCGUGACUCGGAGGCGAUCAGUACCCUGCACAAGUGGGUGCUGAGCGCGCUCGCGUACCAGCAAGCGCACAGUCGGCUCACAAGUGACAUGCGGGUGCAAGCGCAAAACGUCGCCAUCGGCGGCGCCAUUACCAGCAUGAAGGCCUGUCGGAUGAAGAUCGUGAAGCUUAAGGAGGAGUUGUCCCGUGGUUGCACCUCCGCGACGCGGGGACAGGUGAUGUCAUUCACGAGAACAUCCGUGCAGACGACCAUCCCGUGUUCUGCUGUCAUUUCAGUGGUGCCCAUUGACUCCGCCAUGUCGGAUUGCGUGCUCACGGACGAUGAGGUCGACGCUGUCCUCGACGACGCCAAGUCGAUGCGCUUCCAGCUCAAGGACGAGCUGCAGCAGAUGACUAGAGAUUGCCUGGAAACCACAGCAGAGCUCCACUGCCUCGCGAUGUAUACUGCCGAACUUGAGGAAAAGCGGAUGUACCUGCUGGAGCACCAUCUCUCAAAUAUGCUUCGUAGUCGCGGCGACGAAGUGUUUCGGGCGUGCGACGUUGACUCAGCCGACACAAUCAAGGAGCUGCGGGACGACAUCGACAAGCUAGGAAUCCAUGACGAGCGUUGGCUCUACGAUGACGGUCCAGCAGUGACUACCAAACACAGCAAGUCAUACAACGGCAAGGACUGGGUGACUGUCCUCGAAAACAAGCCAGAAGAGGUCCUGUCCACGUUCAAGGCUGAGCAGGCUCUCGCAUGCCAUGUACCCGAUAACUGUAUUGAGAACGUCACCUUCAGCGUCAACCCGGACGGCCUUCACGCAGUAUUUGAGGUCCGCCACCCUGUGGCGGAGACGACGAGGCUGGUGGAGAAGCGCCUCAAAGAGUUCCCGCCACGUGCGAUGGAGCGGCUGCACCGCGAGCUGCAGGCCCCCAAGGUGGGCCUUGACCACGCGAUAGUGGAGACGUGUCGUGCACUAGAUUUGGCAGAGAACAACUUCCGCGGAUUUGGCUUUGCCGAAUUCAUCGAGGAGCUCGCUGGUAGGAGCCACCUCGGAGACAAGGACGCGUACGAAAGCGAGAUUGGCGAUUUGCUUAUGCUUCUGGACAAGAUUCACAGCGAGAACCGCUCGCUACAGUACACGCUUGAAAAGUCCGCGGAGGAGUUCCGCCGGCAGACAGCAACAACGAUGCGGGAGCAAGAGGCGCUGCGGCAGCGUAACAGCGAGCUCAGCGCGGAGAUCGAUCGUCUGCGCGAACUCGUCAAGAAACUGAAAGAAUUGACUGACAACCAAGCAGAUGAACUGGAGCUCUUUAAACUGCAAAAGAACCAGGCGAACCAGAUGCGCACGCAGCGCAACCUGUCGACGUUCAAGGGUGACAAUACAGCAGAGCCCCUUUACUGUGUGACCCUUGAUGAGCUCCACGAGCAGAUGGCGCAGUGUGAAGAGGCGGAGAAGGAGAUCGCACGCUUGCAGCACCAGCUAGAGGAACUCCAGGAGGCCUACCACAAUGUCGUUGCUCGACUCAAUGAAACAACAGAAGAGAGGGACAAGAUGACGGAAGAGAUUGAGCAGCUGAAGCGUGAUCUGCGCCAGGCACAAGACGAAGUAGAAAAGAAGAACGCCGAAUGCGCUGAAACACAGCAAAACUUAGAACGACUAGGCGACUUGCUGGACUCCGUAAAACUCUCGGAAAAAGAGGCACUGGACGGCAUCGAGGCGCGCGACAGAGACAUCCAGGACCUCCAGACACAGCUUGAAAAUGCAAUCAGCGAUAACAAGGCGACCCUUGCCGCUCUACAGGAUAAAGAAAAAGAAAAUGAAGAUCUUCGGCGACUCAUUGCAAAACAGGGAAGCGAACUUGCUUCUCACCGCGACAAACGACGCGCUGCACAUGAGACACGCUCCCUCGAGCCCACACUGCAGCCUAUUCCCUCACAAUGCGCGACUCCUGAAGAGUUUAUCGACCCAGAUACAAUAGCCGCCGAACCAUUGCUCUCGGUCACCAUGGACGAGUACUCGGACCACAGACAACGGUGUAACCAAUUGCAGCAAGAAAAUGACGUACUCCGGCAGCAGCUACAGCAGGCUUACGAUGACAUGGAAACAUUCAACAACCAAUUACAAGAAGCUGCAGCGGAAAACAAAAGCAUCGCGGAACAUAUGCGCAGCAAGCACGACGCUCUCACGCAGGCACAAAAUGAAAUAGAAAGGCUCUUUGCACAAAAUAGCAAACUAGAAAAAGAGCUAGACCAAAAAACUCAAGAGAACCAAAGGUCCGCAAAAGAACUUGAGAAUCUGAACGAAGCAAUUAAACAAAAGGCAGCCGAAAUUAAAACACUGGCAAAUGAAAACCAACAAAAAGAUGCUGAAAUCGACCGCCUAAUGGAAGAAGCAGAAAACAUAUCCAGGGAGCUCGAGCAGAAGUGUGCCGAGAAUGAGAAGCUGGCUGAGGAGCUGGAGCAGAAGUGUGCUGAGAAUGAGAAGCUGGCUGAGGAGCUGGAGCAGAAGUGUGCUGAGAAUGAGAGGCUGGCUGAGGAACUGCAGGAAAAAGCUGCCGAAAACGAUCGAGGACUGGGAGAGCUGGAGCAAAAGAAUGACGAACUUAGCAAAUUGAAAGAUGAUAUUGAGAGGUUGGCUGAGGAGCUGGAGCAGAAGAAUGCCGAGAAUGAGAAGCUGGCUGAGGAGCUGGAGCAGAAGUGUGCUGAGAAUGAGAAGCUGGCUGAGGAGCUGGAGCAGAAGUGUGCUGAGAAUGAGAAGCUGGCUGAGGAGCUGGAGCAGAAGAAUGCCGAGAAUGAGAGGCUGGCUGAGGAGCUCGAGCAGAAGUGUUCCGAGAACCGAAAGCUGGCUGAUGAAUUGGAUACGCUUUUGAAGGAUCUUGAAUGUAUGAAGGGGAAAAAUGAGGAACUUUCCAUUGAUCUGGAAAAGGCUGUUGCGGAGAAGGAGAAGGUUGCUGGUGAUGCACGUCUGCAGAUGUUGGAAUUUGAAGCGGCUAAGAGUGCGUUACAGUCAAGGGUAGACCAGUUGGAGCGUUCUCUGCUGGAUGUGACGGCUGAGAAAGAUGAAGCCGUGUCGGCGUUAGAGGGAGAAUUGCUUGAUAUUUUGGUUCAACUAAAAGGUGUGAAUGGAGUUAAUGUUGCCUUGGAGGCCCUCAUGGCGGAUAUGGACAAGGAAUUGAAAUUUUUAAGGGCACAUUGCGAGCUGUGGACGGACCCAGUUGAAAAGAAGAACCAGGUUGUUACCCGGCAUGUGAAGGUUUUUGAUGGAAACGGUUGGGAAAAGUUAUUGCGUGAGCGUCCUCAAGCACUCAUGGCUGCCUUUGUCCUUGACUCCGCCAACGCCUGUCAUGUGCCUGGUGACCAAAUCUCGGAGGUAUCCUUUUUCAAUGAGAAGUAA
This is a messenger RNA of Trypanosoma grayi, 3996 nucleotides long. Its product is annotated as Flagellar attachment zone protein 1. Bases 1 to 3996 code for a protein of 1331 amino acids. Gene Ontology annotation, cellular component: cytoskeleton. The record is from RefSeq and is a predicted model, not a curated record. Lineage: Eukaryota; Euglenozoa; Kinetoplastea; Trypanosomatida; Trypanosomatidae. The transcript has a single exon.